This is a messenger RNA of Salvia miltiorrhiza (redroot sage), 2607 nucleotides long. RefSeq names its product putative late blight resistance protein homolog R1B-14. The record is from RefSeq and is a predicted model, not a curated record. Gene Ontology annotation, molecular function: ADP binding. Bases 1 to 2607 code for a protein of 868 amino acids. Lineage: Eukaryota; Viridiplantae; Streptophyta; Magnoliopsida; Lamiales; Lamiaceae. Gene Ontology annotation, biological process: defense response to other organism. The transcript has a single exon.
AUGGCUUAUGAAGCUCUUGAUACCCUGCUUCAAACCUUAGAUCAUAUCCUAAAGCACGGCGAUGAUCCCGUCAUCACUCACUCCGUAAAACAAGAAAUUUUAUCCAUCCGCAUCCAAGCUGUUGUCCUGCAGUUGAAUCUCAAACAUUAUCCAAAUACAGAAACAAUCAGAGAUGCAGCAAGUACAACACAUGAGAUUAUUGAAUUUCUCUUUUCUGAAGAAACUAGCACAACUGGAGUCAGACUUGCAAGCGGGCUGAGGAAACUAGCACAAAGACUGGAGUCAACCGUUGAAGAUGUAGUGGAUUACAUCAAGGGAAGCGACUCAAUCAGCAGUGUAAUUGAUUCCCCUGAUGUUAGUUCAUCAUCAAGAUCAGCAAUCACAAGAAGCAAAGAUGACAAGGUGAUUGGUUUCGAAGAAGAUGUGAAAGAUAUCAAGGAUCAGCUUCGCAAAAGAUCAUCCAGACUACAGGUCCUCCCAAUUGUUGGAACCGGCGGCAUUGGUAAGACCACACUUGCUAAAAUUGUUUAUAAUCAUGCAUCGGUAAUGAAAAAUUUUGAUACUUGUGCUUGGGUCACAAUAUCACAAGAUCAUAGUGUAGAACGCAUUGUUCUAAAUCUUCUAGCUUCCAUGAAAGGAAUUUCAGUAGUAAGAGAUGCUGAGAGUGACAUUCCGAUGGAAACCUUAAUUUUCGAGUACCUAAUGGGUCAGAGGUAUCUCAUUGUAAUGGACGACAUAUGGAGUAAGAAAGCUUGGGAUGAUGUCAAGAUAUUGUUUCCUGAUGCCGGUAAUGGCAGUCAGAUCAUAGUCACCACAAGGCUGCAGGAUGUGGCUGCUUAUGUCGACUCUUCUAACUCCAUUCAUACUAUGAGGUUGUUGGAUUCACAUCAGAGUUGGAAUUUGCUAAAGGAGAAGGUGUUCGGAUAUAAUGACAUUCCUAUUGAAUUGGAAGACAUUGGGUUCAAAAUUGCUAAAAAUUGUGGAGGGUUGCCCCUUUCAAUCGUGGUGGCAGCAGGACUUCUAUCUAAGAUUCCAAUUCAUAAUCGAGACUCGUGGAAGCAAAUUGCUGCAAACAGCGGGCAGCUUGAAACAAUAAUUUGUUUGAGCUAUACCCAUUUACCCAAUCACUCGAAGCCAUGUCUUUUAUAUAUGGCUGGCUUUCCAGAAGAUUAUGAGAUUCGUGUCUCAGAACUUAUUCACCUUUGGAUAUCCGAAGGUUUUGUAACACUUUCAAAUGGAUCUAAAAGCUUGGAAGAGGAGGCCGAAGAUUUUAUCGAGGAUCUUGUCGAAAGAAGUUUAGUUUUGGUCACCAACAGGAAGUUUGAUGGCAAACUAAAGAGUUGCAGCAUUCAUGAUAUUGUGCGGGAAUUUCUCGUAAGGCAGGCUGCAAAAGAGAAAGUGAUUCUUUCUGUUAUGGAUUACUUACCUACUCCUAUCCUGCGAAAGCAUUUUGUUCCACGUCUCAUAAAAGGUCAUCAUAGCAUAAGUGCUAGUUCGUAUGAUCUGCAUCUCAAAGACUAUGUGCAUAGCUCACACAUACGUACCAUAAUAUGUAUUCCGAAGAAAGGGCAUAGAUCUGAGGGAGUUGUAGAGAAGUUUAGUUCGCUGAGGGUCCUUCAUGUUUUACGUAGAAACAAUCAUUGGGAUUGGGAGGCAGGUCAAGUCUUCGAUUUGGUUCAUUUAUCUUACCUUGCUUCCAACAUCCCCAAUAGUAUUGUUCCUUCAACCAUAUCAAAGCUUCAGAAUCUUCAAACUUUAAUUAUUUAUAGAUCAGAUGUUGGUUUGCCCAUGGGGAUUUGGAGGUUGCGACAAUUAAGACAUCUUAUUGCCUUCUCAUUUCAACCCUUACCCAACCCUGAAGGAGAAAACAAUCCCCUAGAGAACUUGCAGGAACUUUCACUGGCAACGGACUUGGUGUGCAGUAAGAGAAUGGUGGAAAUGAUUCCGAACAUUAAAAAGCUGGGAAUAUGUUACUCCGUGGGGAAGUUUGAUGCGGAUGGGGGCUAUCGCCUCAACAAUCUUAAAUAUCUAUGUCAACUUGAGAAAUUGAAACUGGAGAUCCAUGCAGAUUUUUCAUGUAUAGAACUGGAAUUGGAGAUGCGUGUACGUGGGGAUUUUUUAUUUAGAGGCAUAAACUUUCCUCUACAACUGAGAAGGUUAACCUUGAGUGGUUGGAGACUUUCUUGGAGUGAUAUGACCAUCAUCGGUUCAUUACCUAAUCUUCAAGUGCUUAAACUACGAAACUAUGCUUGCAUAGGCAAUUUCUGGGAAACAUAUGAGGGUGAAUUUCGUGAGCUGAGACUCUUGCUAAUUGACCAAUCAGAUUUGGUGUAUUGGAGAGCUGAAGCUAGCCACUUCCCAAGACUCGAGUGCCUAAUGCUUCGUGAGUGCAGUGGUCUACAUGAGAUUCCAAGUAAUUUAGGAUAUAUUCCAACACUUAAACUGAUUGAGGUUGACGAUAAGUCGUCCAACUAUCUUUUGAGAAAGGCAAAAUUGAUGGAACAGACCCGGGAGAUGUUCCGCACUAAUAGCUGGGAUAUGUUCCCCAUUAAUAGUUUUCAAGUUCGUGUGAAGCGGUCCGCUCUUUUUGAGACUAGAUAUAUGUAA